GAUAUGCUUUUAUUUAGAGCGGAUAUUGUUACAAGUCAAUUACAGUGCCACGCAAGUGAAUACCAUUUGACUUUCUAGUUUGAAACACGCAGCCAAUGCCAGGUCUUUUGAAGCAAAAUAUAAUUAAGCAACUACAAGACAUCAAUUAUUAAGGAUCCAUUUAGAUUGCCAACUUCCAAACCAUCAGCGGCUCGAUAUUAGUCAAAAAUUAUUGGAAGCAAUUCAGGCAUAAUGACAUCGAUAGGAAAUUCUGCGCAGUUAACGGAGGUGAGGACGUUAUUUUCUGCAUUUGACAAGAACAAAGAUGGGUUCCUAUCUUCAAAAGAAGUCGCAGCACUUCUGCAGUCAGGAAAACUCAGUGCCAAAGUUCCCUAUAACGCCAUACAAAAAAUAGUAAGAGAUGUGGAAAAGAAGGACAAAAAGAUGGUAAACCUGACACAGUUUACUGAACUUCUUGGAGAAUAUUGUCCCGAGUUCAACCCAAUGGCGGACAUGCUGGAGGCUUUCAAAGUUUUUGACAAGAAUGGAGAUGGUGUGAUUAGUGUUUCUGAGCUUCGACAGGUCAUGAACAACUUAGGAGAGCGCCUGACUGAUAGAGAACUUCAAAAGAUGUUUCGGGACGCAGAUCAAGAUGGUGACGGCGAAAUCAAUUUUAACGAAUUCCUAAAAAUGAUGAUGCACAGUUGAAAAAAAGAAAAAGAAAUGGACUUAAAAAGCAACCUAAAUGUCUUGCAAAGCUAUAUUUAAACGAGACAGUAAUAAUGCAGACUAAUGUCAAAUAUCACUAUACGUACCAGUGUCUUUUCAUUUGUCAAAGAAUUUUCACAUUA
Saccostrea echinata is the source of this 830-nucleotide messenger RNA. RefSeq lists its product as uncharacterized. The record is from RefSeq and is a predicted model, not a curated record. The coding region runs from base 232 to 687 and encodes 151 amino acids. Gene Ontology annotation, molecular function: calcium ion binding. The transcript has 5 exons. Lineage: Eukaryota; Metazoa; Mollusca; Bivalvia; Ostreida; Ostreidae.